AACGCUACCCGCAGUAUUAAAUAAUUCAAUAUAUUCUCUUGUCAUUUUUCCUCCGACUACAAAUUCAUAAUAAUACCCGUUAUGAAAAAAGGUUGAAAAACUGGAGAAUCCCUUGAAAAAUGAAGCAUCGGUAAAUAAGAGAGGGGGAAGAUUAUAUAGUUUCGCAUAACCAAAUUAACGAUAAAUGAGUGAAGAAAGAGGUUGUAUCGCGGCGUCGUUUGAAUUGGUCAACAGCAUAUUCGAUAUACGCAAAGAUAUAAGUAACGAUGUCAAGUAAUAAAAGAAAAAUGUUGCGAAACAUUUUGUAUGAGUUUGAAGGAAUUCAAAAUAUGGUACAAAAAUCUUAGUUCCAUCUGAUGUUUUUCAUUGCACAACAAAGUCGGAACAAAGUUGAGGACAGAUGCAAUGAGAUGACUUUGAGUGAAAAUUUAAAUGGCAGCGUCGCGGGCGUCGUCGCACGGGCUCAGAAACGAUCAAUUAUAGGAUGCUGAUCCUGUUGAUUGAGCAUAAAUCACAGCACUAUAUUUUUUCAUGUAAAAUAUACCGAGGUAAAUUUCAACGCUUCCAUCGCCCUGCGCGUUGAUAGGAACAGUGGGGGAAAACUCUGCCAAGAAGAGGAGACGCGGUAAAAGAGCAGCAACUGGAGCGAUGAGCCGGAGUCUUUUCACGGAAGAGACACUCGCCGAUCGACUGUCAACGGUCCAGACGAUCGAUAACUCAACGAUACCGAUAACAAUAUUUACGAGACGCGUGUACUGUAACAAAGUUUCUUCUUCGACGUUCGUAUUCCUCCUGACGAAGAUUUUAUCGGACUCAAAGGAUUCAAUGAUGGGGCGUACGUGUGUACUCGUUAUUCUUGCAGUAUGCGUUUUUUGGACCUUCGGAGAGACACUGUCGUGCGAUCAGUGCGGUCGUGAAUGUAUGCCGAGCUGCGGGACACGCCAGUUUCGCGCUUGCUGCUACAACAAUAUGAAGAAGAGAAAUCAGGAUUCGGGAUUCAAGCUGUGGCUCCUACCGGUCAAAGAAUCCGAACAGCUUCAACUAAACUACAACCCUUAGCUUCCUUCUGGCUAAUCCGCCGACGACUCGUCCGCUCUGCAAAAUUCAACAAGAUCUGUACUCGCAUUAAAGUAAAUCAGUCAAAUUCA
Molecule: messenger RNA, 1148 nt
Organism: Venturia canescens
Lineage: Eukaryota; Metazoa; Arthropoda; Insecta; Hymenoptera; Ichneumonidae
Gene: Trissin
Product: trissin
Exons: 3
Coding region: 649-1059 (136 amino acids)
Source: RefSeq, a predicted model, not a curated record